AUGACAAUGCACAUCAAGCAGUCAACAGUAAGAUCAAUUCUUACAGUAGCUCGACGUGGAAAGAAACGACUGAAUUUGGAUUCAGAUGCUUUAGCAGUUCUCACAGCACUCAUCAAUUUACUUGCACAAGAAACAAUCGCUAGGACAUGCCAGACGGCAGCCAAUACAGGCGAUCGUCACGUGACAAGAGAUCAUCUCAAACGGAUAAUUGCCCAAAUCAUGCUCGAUUUCGCAGUUUAA
Messenger RNA from Caenorhabditis briggsae, 240 nucleotides. NCBI's taxonomy places the organism in Eukaryota, Metazoa, Nematoda, Chromadorea, Rhabditida, Rhabditidae. The record is from RefSeq and is a predicted model, not a curated record. Bases 1 to 240 code for a protein of 79 amino acids. Gene Ontology annotation, biological process: kinetochore assembly; DNA repair. The transcript is spliced from 2 exons.